AUGAUAAAAUUACUUAACCCUCAUCACUCGCACCAUUCACACUCAACCACCGCAACUCUUAAAACAGCUGAGAUCUUGUCCAAAUAUAGACCCAUUGCACCUAAGCCCGGGACGUCCCAAGCAAACGAUAAUGACACUUCUUCCUCUAUGUCUCACAAGAUCAGCCAAUCUCCUUACCUCCGCAACCUCUGGCCUCAGCUUCAAGCUCGGCCUACACGAACCCGCAAGCGAGGCCGAGGUGGUAUGGGUCCAGCGUCUCCUCUCGCCUUGAAGAGACCCAAGUCAUCUGUUUCUCCCACUACUACUACUACACAACGUGUGUUUGGCCCUAUUAAAACACUCUCGUUUCAGGCUUUUCCUCAUGGCUUACCUAACCUCGCACAAGUCGGCUACACCUUGGAGAAUGGUGGCGGCUCUUCUGCUUUGGUGACUCUGCCUCUUCUUCAGUGCUCUCCUCCUCCCUCCAAAUGCAUGGAACCGGAGAUCAAAGGAAAGGGUGUCAUUGAUCUGAACAAGACCGCAGAAGUAAUACAAGAGAGAGAUUUCUUGAAGCAACUACAAGGACCCAUCACCACAAGUACAACCACAACCACAAGCAGAGUCAUAGCGCCGCAGGCCAUAAGGCCCCUUUGUUCAAGGAUCAACGUGGCAUGCAUAAACCCUCCUACCUUCCCAUCUCCACCAUCUCAUCAAAUCAGCAUGAAAUCACCGCAAGAGGUCGAAGAAGAAUUCGAAUCCGACGACUUACCCGCUAUAAUAUCCGAUUCCAACAACAGGGUAAGGCUCGUGAACUCAGCUUACAAGGAGAUGAUGGGGCAGCCCGAGUGCUCGUGGCUAGAUUCGAUGGUGAGAGGGAAGAGGAUUUGUGGGGAUGUGAUGAUCCAUCUAUGUGAAUCCAAGAUUCCGGAGGAUAAUAUUGGGUUUUCUUGCUGGGUGAGGAUAGAGUGGGGAAGAGACGGUAAGGAGGAGUUCGUGCACGCGUUCUGCGAUGUGAUGAGACUUGCGUGCGAUUCCAAAGAUUACGUCUUUACGUGGAGGUUUCACAAAACCGCCGACUACAGAGAGACUUGUCAGUCAAGCUGCAGCGCUUAA
Thlaspi arvense is the source of this 1092-nucleotide messenger RNA. NCBI's taxonomy places the organism in Eukaryota, Viridiplantae, Streptophyta, Magnoliopsida, Brassicales, Brassicaceae. The record is from the annotation of a GenBank genome assembly.